AUGCAUUUUUUAGAUGGAGCCGGACAUCAUCCAUAAUUGGAAAGACCAGAUUUAUUGGCGGAAGUAUUAAUUACAAUAUAAUACAAAUUCCAUUAAAAAUAUACAUUUUCGACAAUAAAAAAGAAAGACGACAUAUAUACAAUCUCUUUAAUAGGUACCCCAAAUGUCGGAAAAAGCCAAUUAUUCAACCGUUUACAAACAGAUGACACAAAAGCAAUAGUUGAUAAAACAUAAGGACUAACUCGUGAUAGAAAAGAGCAAAUAACGCACAUUUUAGGCUAUCCAAUACGUGUAGUAGACACUGCAGGUUUAGAAGACAUCCCUAAAGAUAAAUUUACAGGAGAACUAAGAGAAAAAAUGAUGAAUUAGACAUUAUAAGCUUUAUUAUUAAGUGAUUUAGCUGUUUUUAUGGUAGAUGUAAGGAACGGAAUAAGUAAAUUAGAUGAAGAAAUCGGAUUUUGGUUAAAAAAAAAUAUGAAGAAAAAAGAAGAAAUUGAUAUAAAGGAUUUACUUUUUGUAGCAAACAAAUUCGAUGAUGAAAAUUUACUUGAAAAAACUAAUUUUUUAAAUGAAGUUUAUAAAUUAGGUUUAGGAGAACCAAUUUAUAUUUCGGCUUUAAAUGGAAAUUAUAUACCGGAUUUUUUAAGGGAAAUCGAUAAUAAAAUAAGUGAUGAAUAUAAAAAAAAAUACAUAGAAAAAAAAGAAAAAAGAAAGUAGAAAUUAAAUGAUAUUAAAAAUCAAGAAAAAUAAGAAAUUCAAAAUUUAAACUAAAAUAAUUAGUUAGGAAUUUCACUUGAAGAAUGGGAAAAAGAAUUUGAUUAAAUUAAUUCCAAAAUCGAAGACGAAAGUGAUUUAGAUGAGGAAAGUUCAUCAAAAAAUAUUAAUAUUUGUUUUAUAGGAAGAACUAAUGCAGGUAAAUCAACUCUAAUUAAUAAAAUAAUCGGUGAAGAACGUGUAAUAACCCAUGACUAAUCCGGAACUACCCGUGACUCUAUAAAAGUCGAAUAUAUAUAUAGAGAGAAAAAGCUAACAUUGAUCGACACAGCAGGAAUUGACUAAAAAAUAAGUAAAGUUUCCGACGUAGAAAAAAAAUGUCAAAAAUAGACUAUAAAAUCAAUAAAAAACUCCCAUAUAGUAGUCUGCAUGAUUGAUUCUUUAAGGGCUUUUUAAGUACAGGAUCUUUCUUUAGUUUAAUAUGUAUGUGAUCAGGGAAAAGCAGUGAUUUUAUGUGUAAAUAAAUGGGAUUUAGUGCCUGAAGAAUAUAAGAAAAAAGCAGUAAGGUUUAUGUAAAAGUAAUUAGAGAAAAAUUUGGGUCAAGUAAAAGGUGUUAAUUUAAUGUGUUUUUCAGCAGAAAAGGAAGAUGAUUGUGCUGAAAAAAUUUUUUAGACGUCUUUUCAGAUUUUCGAAAGAUGGAAUUUGAGAAUUUCUACAGGAAUGUUAAAUGAUUGGUUAGGUAAAUUUAAAAAAGUAUAAAAUUUACCAACAGAUGGAAAAGGAGAAAGUUUAAAAAUACGCUUUUUUGCAUAGGUUAAAUCAAGACCUCCUACAUUUGUUCUUUUUGUAAAUAAUAAAAUGCUUAUAAAAAAUAAUUAUUUAAGGUUUAUGAGAAAUAAAUUAGCAGAAGAGUUUUAAUUAGAAGGAGUACCGAUUAGAAUUUUAAUAAGGGAAGGUGAACGAGUUUAAGACGCAGAUGGAAAAAAAUACUCUGAAAAAUAUGUUUAAUUUAAAAAAAGAAAAUUAAUGGUUAAAAAAGUUAAAAGAAAAGCAAAAUUAGCAAAGGUAUAUUUAGAUUCUUUUAGUAAUCAAAAAAAAUGA
Molecule: messenger RNA, 1815 nt
Organism: Ichthyophthirius multifiliis
Lineage: Eukaryota; Ciliophora; Oligohymenophorea; Hymenostomatida
Exons: 2
Molecular function (GO): GTP binding
Source: RefSeq, a predicted model, not a curated record